GCGCUGUGUUCAUGAAAGCCAAGGGACAGCGCGUGCUUCCUCGAGCGGGCAUGUCAUAUGGGGCCUCGCUGCAUUACUCUCGACAUGCACAAAAGACAAAAAUCAAGGCGGUGUAUCUUUCCAUAUUAUAGCGGAAGAUUCACUCUCGUUUUGCACAUUUCGAGAGUAGUGCAGCGAGGCCCAUGGUCUUGGAAGCUGACACCAUGCAUCUCACGUCCGCGGAGCGUCGUUGGUCCUCUGCAUCCAUGUUUGAUGUUUUCCGCAUUGUGAGGGCCGAUGUCAAGGGCAAUGUAAUUGGGAACUGCGGGAAUGUAAUUGGGAACGACGGCAACGGAGGCGAGUGCUUGGACGCGGCGGCGGCGGCCGCCGCCGCCACUGCCGCCGCUGCCAUGGAUCGUGUGAUCGUGCCGCCAGAGCGCAUUCCAUCAACGGCGACGGCAACGCCAACGCCAACGCCACCUAGGGCGUAUCGACGAGUACCGCCUCCGCUUCCGCCGGCAGCGCCAGCCAUGGCGCCGGCGUACCAGGUACAGACAACCCCUGUACGGACAUAUCCGGCGGUACAAGCAACCCUGCCGGUAGCUCCGACGUACGAGAUCCCGCCGUUGGUCCCCGACUCAUCGUACCAGCUUCCGCCAGUCUCGACCUCAAGCUACCAGGUCCCGCCGACCCCGCUUGAGACCUUCGCAGGUCCCGAUCCCGGGGACUUUGAGCUGAUUGCCAAGCUGGCGGCCAUGUCCGUCUCCAUGGUGGUUGCAUUCUGGCAUACCCAGGUUUGCUCCAUCGCCAGCUGGUACACGGAGAUGUGUUCCAGGGCCUGCCUGGUCGGCCGCGAUGUCGCCACGUCGCACAUAUCGUCCUUGACUUGCAUGUGUCGUGAGCGGCUUAUGAACUUAGCGAGUAUGAUCCAGGUGAUGGGGAUGGCGGUAGAAGCAGAAGAACAGGAGGAGGAGGAGGAGGAGGAGGAGGAGGAGGAGGAGGAGAACGAGGAGGAGGAGAGGAAAAGUUCAGGGAGACGCAAGAGGAAGGCAAGGUGGGGGGUAAAACGUAGGGUGGGAGGGAAAGGGGAGAUAAGAAAUGCGAAGAAGUGUCGGGUUGAGGAGAAGAGAGGGGGAAAGAGAGAAGAAGAUGCACAGGUCAUUCGGAUCAGGGGYGGAUUGAAGAGAAGAACGGAUGAGGAGGAGGAGCUUAGACCAACGAGGAGACCUAAGAGAAGCAAACCUAAGAGGAGGAAGAAGCAGUUGAGGUCGCUGGAAGAAAGCCAAGUAGUAGUAGCAGUAGUACAGGAAGGCCAAGGGGUGACGUCGCCGGAGGAAAGGCAAAUACUAGAACUAAUAGCCGCACGUGAAGGGCAGGCGGUCGUUGAGGACCAACGAGCCGUGCAACGGGUGGGGAGAGUUGUGUCGCAGAGGGAGGGGGUGGCAGCAGCAGCCGGCUACGUUGCCAUGCAAGACUAUGUGGAGGUGCAGUUGGGAGGUGGCGGAUCGGUGAAGGCGAUGAAGGGAGGAGAAGAAGAAGCGAGGGGAGUAGGAGGAACAGCGGAGAGAGACAUGUCGUCGUUCCGUUGGGAUGAGAGAAUGGAUGGCGAAGAAACAAUCUUGGGUGGUAAAGAACUGGCAGGAAAAGGAGAAGGAGGAGCUGUCGGAGAGCAAAGAUCAGUGGACUGGGUUGAAUGCAGGGCGGCAGAAGGAAGACCGACUGAAGGGGAAGAAGUCGUGGUGGGAACUGGUGGACCUUUGGGAGGAGGAGGAGGAGGAGGAGGAGGAGGAGUUAUGCAUGUCAUUGCUUCUGUGGAAGGCGAUGCAGAUGUCCAAGGUCAUGGAGGUGUGGGAGGCUACGACGUAGCGGGUGGUGCUGUAGCAGAGAGAAGACAAGCAGCAGCAGCAAGAAGGGGUGAUAGAACAGUAAUGGGAAAUGGUGUUUCGAGGACGGCAGAGGGAGAAAUGGGAGAGGUAGGAGAGAUGGAAGGCAUUGUGUGUGAAGUCGAAGAAUGUGAAGCCAUGUCCGAUCAGGAAAUGGUGGGAAACAACGGGGCUGUGGAAAGUGUUGGGGCGGUGGACAAAGAGGGAGGUGUAGACGAUGAAAGACUUGCGGGAGAGGGUGGUGGUAUUGGAGAUGUCAAAGACAGUAGAUUGUUACGGCAUGUACUUGAGGGAGAGGAAGGAGGUGAUGGGGUGGUGGAAGGUGUCUUGAAGGUCGAAGACAGGCUUCCUCAGGGUCGGGAGGAGGGUAGGGAUGGUGGAUAGAGGUGGGAUGGAGAAGAGCGGGGGAGGGGUAAAAUGCAAAAGUGAUGGGUUGCGAUGAGGGGUUGUAAGUGAAGAAGAAGAACGGGCGAUGGCUAGCCGAAGAGUGGAAAGGGAUGUGAAGGUGGAUGAACGAUUUGUUGAAAAGGGGGAAGCGAGGUGGAGUGCGACGUGGGGUUGGCAGGGGGGGGGGAAGCGACUCUUCGAGCCUUGGCUGCCAAAUUGCUCCAUCUGCCCCCAGUGCCACAUCAUUUGCCCCCAGUGCCACAUCAUUAGGACUGGGGGCACAGAGUGGUGGGAAGGCAAGGAGAGUUGUGCGACCGAGGGUUGGCAGUAGGGAAUGGGUGGGGUGAGGGAAGACGAAGGAACGAUGAGUGGGGAAAGGGGGGCUUUUGGAGGAGUUGAAGGGGCAAGGAUGAUGAGAUGUGAGAGGGUGACGGGGAUGUGAUGAGAUUCCCAGUGUCAAGCGGAAGCAUGGUGCAGGCAGGAGAGGAUGCUGUGAGGAGAGCAGGGCACGUGGCGAUGACAUGUGAUUUGACAGUCGGUGGGCAUCUUGUUCCACGUGGAGUGGAAGUGAUGGGAGGUGAUGCGACAGGGAAACCGAUGGAAGAAGACGAUGCAGCAAUCAAUAAAGGAAUGCUGAGUGGGGAUGAUACAGUAUGUCGGUGGCAGGUGAUGUAGGGGUAGAGACUGAUGGACCGGUGGCACCGAUAUGUCAUCCCCACUCAUCCCCACUCAUCCCCACUCACCGAGAUGGAGUGAUGGAUGCAAUCAACGUCAUGGAAGCUG
This is a messenger RNA of Chara braunii, 3032 nucleotides long. The record is from the annotation of a GenBank genome assembly. Lineage: Eukaryota; Viridiplantae; Streptophyta; Charophyceae; Charales; Characeae.